UUCCAACGGAGUGAUGUCAUGUGUCGAACCUCGGAUGAGCAUUCUUGAUCAUGUCUUGCCCCCAAUCCCUCAACCACAUAUCUCCAACCUAUAAAAAGUAAAAUGAUCACCAGGCAAAAUCCACAAGAAAAUCAACCUCUAUCCCAUACAAGAAUCUAACCCAAAAAGAUCUCAAAAUUCUUGAACCCAGUAAUCAUGACCACUUCUCCUCCGUUCUUAUCUUCAUUGAUCAACAUUCCCAACUCCAAACUCACGAAUCAUGAUGUGGGUUUGCCCAAAAUCAAAUAUUCUGUGAGGGAAAAGCCAUUUUUGACUCAUUUCCACCACAUCAAUUCGGUUCCCCUUGUUGGCAAGUCCCCCUCUUCCUCCGGUUCUUGCAUUUCAGCCACCAUCACCAAUUCAACAACUCUUGACAAUGACAGUGUUAGUGACGAGGGGCUGAAAGCCGAGUCCAGAAUCGGGGCAAGAGUGCGGGUCAAGGAGCCGGUCAAAGUGUACCAUGUGCCAAAAGUGCCAGAGUUCGAGUUGACGGGCAAGAUUGGUGUGUUGAAGCAGUACGUUGGGGUUCAUAAAGGAAAAAAAAUCUCCGCUAACUUGCCGUAUAAAGUGGAAUUCGUGGCCGAUGAGGUUUUGGGCCGUGAUGGGAAUCCUGUGAAGUUCACUGCACACUUGAGGGAAGAUGAAUUUGAGUUUCUUGAUUGAUUUUAUAGAGUCUUCUGACCAAAAAGACCCUGAUAGAAGACAGCUGCUACUGGAUUUCAAGCUCUAUCUUAUUCUUGGAUGCAUAGUCUAUGUCUUGACCUUUGUUAUCCAAAUCACCUUCCUUUCCGAUAUGCAUCUGAAGAUUUCUGCUGAAACUUUUCAUGUCUACCCUAUGGCUUAUCAUGAUCCAGACACAUAGUAACACAUAUAUAGAUAACAGUGCACUUAAAGAUCUGGAUCUGUUUGUAAUAGAAAGAUACUUGUUUGAUUCUGCUAUCUAUAUAGAGAACUAAAUUGUACUGGUAGAUAAAUGACUGUGAAGGUCGGUAUGAAAUCUUCUCUCACAUGAUGUGCUGCUCCAGUUGCUCAUAUGUAAUAUAGUUGGCAAAGAUGUUGCUUACUUAUUUUCCCGCAACUAUUUGUAUUCAAGAACCGUUGAUAGAUAUUAGAUUAUUGAUUGAUUGAAACUGUGUGGAGAGAAGUGAGUGCAAAUUUUCAAACAUGUACUAAAUUUUUGCAUGUUUACUAGCUUUUUCCUUACUAUAUUAUAGAGAAAUAAAAGUUAUCACUGAGCUAUAGUUUUACUAUUCUACUAUACACGGCACGACAAUAAUUUUACUGCAAUAUAGAGAGAAUAAAAGUUGUCAAUAACUUAUAAUGACUUGACAUUUCAAGAAAUCAUCUGCGGAGUGUCAGAUGAAUUGAUCUGAUUUGGACACAUGUCUCACAUGCUGUUUAAAGUAUCUGCAUAUUCAAGAAAACAGAAAAUAGAGUUCGGCCUUGGCCUGGGGGUGACAUCGGACAUGGACUUACAAAACUUGUGACGUGUCUGACAGAUCCUGGAUAUCAUAAUUGUUUUCUGUAAACUUUAAAUAUUUCUAUCAAUUUGUAUGUCCUUAAAAUGACAACGUAGACUUACUAGAGUUACAUUUUUCACCGAUAAUAAAUGUAACAACAAAGAUAACUAGGUGCUGCAUUCCAUUAGGAAAACUGAUGACGACGUUUUAUGGCAUGCAAAACACAUGUUAGGCCAAAUGUCCGAAUGCUGCUUUUCUUUAGUUACGUGCUAGCACCCUUAUGGAAAGUACACUAAGAAAUUCCAGCAUAGUUCUUUACUUGAAGCACUGUAAAUUAAAGACUUCUAACCUUAGUUCCUUAGGUUAAAGAACCUAGAAAACCUGUUCUAUUCUUCUGAUUCCUGUUCUAGCUAGCAUUAGCUAUAUCAAUGGCGAACCACUCAUCCCCAGAAAAAGCCAAUAACAGCACAAACCAAGAUUCUCAAACUGUUCUUGCUAAGGAACAAAGGGAAGGAGCUUUUCCAGCUGAUCAAGUCAAUAUUCUGAUUCCCUCACUGGCCCAGUGGAGAAUUCACAGGGGGCCGCCACAACUGCGUGGAAACAAUAACCAUCUCUAGGAGCCCGCUGUUCUUUCACUCGGUCCUUACCACCACGCUCGACCCCAUUCCCCUCAGGUGGAGCAACUAAAGGUGGAGAUUCCUAACAUGUUCGUGUCUGCAGGCAGUGCUGAUAAGGGUAAAGAGUUCUUCCUUAGCAAGAUUUUGGAAAGAACAGAUGAAAUCAGGAGCCAUUAUGAAGGAGUUCUGAGGAACGAUUUCACCGAUGAAGAAUUGGCUGAAAUGAUCCUCUUGAUGCCUGUUUUCAUCUUAUACUUUCUGGAAAUGGUAGGUGAUGAGGAAAUGGAGAUUUGCUUUUUCCUUCUACUCGGCAUGUCUGGAGCUGUAUUCUUGGCCGCAAUCUCUUUAUGCUUCUCUGGCUGCUAUGGGUCAUCAGGUUCUUGAUUGGUUUAAUAUAUGAUAAUAAUGGUGAAGGAGAUGCAUUGCUACGCAAAUUCUUGAACUCACCGAUUCCCCCUCAUGAGAGGCUGAUGCAAUUCCCCUGGGCGAUGAAUGAAAUCAUCCCAUGGAACAUGAAGAUGGCAGCAGCAAGCCGCGCGCACAUGGCUGUGACAGUGAACCGCCUGUUUUGGUUCCUUCAUGGUUCUCAAAGCAAAAGGUGUUUGCUUCAGGCCGACCACUCAUUGCCUGACAGACAUCAGAUUCCAUUCCUCCUGGUUCUAUGGACGUCUCCAGCUCCCUGUCCUGUUCGUCUCUGAUAUACAAAGGUAACCCUGUCUAACAUUAUAGCCUCUGAAAUGUCCCAGGAAACUGAAACUGAUGCUGCCGUGAUAUCUUAUGUUAACUUCAUGAAAUUGUUGAUUGAGAGCCCGAAAGACAUUAAGGAGCUGCCCGAGAAGGUUGUGCUGGCUAGCAACCUGGGAAGCAGCGAGGCAGUGGUGAGAGUGUUUAAAGAGACGAUACAUAUGAAUGGACAAUGCGCGGGUUUUUGAAGAAGUGAAGAGAAUCAAUGAGCAUUGUGAUAGCAAGCCCGAGACUUGGAUGGCUGAUCUCAUUCAGACUUACUUCGAUAGUCCCUGGAAUGCUAUUGCUCUCUUGGCAGCCAUGUUUCAUCUCUGCCUCUCUUUUCUCCAAACUUACUACAGAAUCCAUCCAGCAAAGGACAAAAAUGAUCGGAAUCGUGCACGUGACAUGCUUAAUUAGGUGCAUGUUUGUGAUCAUUUUAUCAAAUUCAGAUCAUUAAAAUUCACAUGCCUAAAUGGCCAAAAUAGAUUUGUAAGAUUGCGACUUCCCAAUU
Molecule: messenger RNA, 3353 nt
Organism: Sesamum indicum (sesame)
Lineage: Eukaryota; Viridiplantae; Streptophyta; Magnoliopsida; Lamiales; Pedaliaceae
Product: ferredoxin-thioredoxin reductase, variable chain
Biological process (GO): photosynthesis
Source: RefSeq, a predicted model, not a curated record